GUCAUUAUUGUUUUGGUUUUUUUUGUGUAAUGAUAACAAUAAUAAAUAUAAAUAAUUGAUAAAAUAACUAUUAGAUGUGAAUCCAUAGAACAAAGAAAGUAUGGGAAACUACGAGAAACUGGAUAGCAAUGUCCAGUCCCGUGUUGUGGAUGAACUGUCCACUGAAGAAGAUGGGAAAUGGGGCCUGCGAACUUUGAUCUGCUGGAGUGUUCUGUUGUCCUCUUUGUUGUGCCUUUCCCUCGGGUUCAUCAGCCUGGGUAUUAUGGGACUUCAGGCCAAGAGAUUAAACCCAGUUGGGCAGCGAUUGGUGUGCUAUUACGCCAGCGAUGGAAUCCACAAUCUCAGCCUAUUAAAUAUUCCCGGCGAUCUAUGCACCCACAUAAACAUCGGACCCGCUAGUUUGGAUAAUGGCACCAUAUUCCUGUCAGAUUCCUUGAUUCAGGUGCUGCAGAACGACAGUCGGUCUUUUCGGACUGCUCAUCCGCACGUUCACCUGCUUCUUUGGAUCGGAGGAGCCGACAGUGGAGUGCAAUUUGCACGUAUGGUUGCGAAUCAUGCGAUGCGCAAAGUGUUCCUCCGUUCCCUUCGGGAGAUACUGCGCACCUAUCCCAGUUUAGAUGGCAUCGAUCUAGACUGGGAGUUCCCGAGUGCCUAUGACCGGGAGCGGAUGCAUCUCUCGCAGUUGCUCUACGAGAUUAGGACGGAGUGGCGACGCGAAAAGCGUACAAAUGAUAUUCUCUCACUGGCGGUGGCUGCACCGGAGGGAAUCGCCUUUUAUGCAUACGACAUCCGAGAAUUGAAUCUUUACGCGGACUAUGUGAAUCUGAUGGCGUAUGAUUUCCACUUUUAUCGCGAGGAUACGCCCUUUACGGGGUUGAAUGCCCCACUUUAUGCCCGGUCUCAAGAACGUUCCCUGAUGGCCACGUUCAACAUCAACUACACCGUUCAGUGGUGGCUAAAAAGCGGUCUGGAGCCACAAAGAUUGGUAGUCGGUCUGCCCACCUAUGGACAUUCCUUCACCUUGGUUAAUCCCCUAAACCAGAGGAUUGGAGCGCCUGCUUCGGGUUAUGGCAAAUGCGGGAAAUUGGGCUUCACUACACUUUCGGAAACAUGCGAGUGCGCCUCGAAGUACUUUAAACCCACUCUAUAUUAUGAUGCUGAGACCUGUUCUCCAUACUUAAGCGCUCUGCAAGAGUGGAUCUCCUACGAAAAUCAAACGAGUAUCGCCUGCAAGGCCAACUAUGUAAAGUCUCUGAAUUUGGGAGGCGUCAUGGUCUUCUCUCUGAACAGCGAUGACCUCAAGAAUGUAUGCAGCUAUUUGCCAAACUCAAAGUACAACCAGAAGCCAGUAUUCCCUCUAACCCAGGCCAUCAAGGAAGCCCUCCGGGAAACGCUGUGAUUACUCUGUAUUAAAUGAUAUUUGAUUUAUUUGCAAAAGGCUGUUGCUGUUGCUGCUGUGUCGUCACAACCGCCUAACAAACUGCUCGGAACAGAAACAGUUUUGUACAUAGUCAUAGACGAUAACUUUAUGUGUGUAUAUAUAUAUAUAUAUAGUUUAAAUUAAAUUAUCACAAUCGAUCAAUUCAUAAUAUAACUAGAAAAUUUCAACAUACGCAAAUCAUAAAUAUAUACUCGCAUGUA
This is a messenger RNA of Drosophila eugracilis, 1641 nucleotides long. RefSeq names its product chitinase-3-like protein 2 (gene Cht11). The record is from RefSeq and is a predicted model, not a curated record. Bases 101 to 1399 code for a protein of 432 amino acids. Gene Ontology annotation, biological process: chitin catabolic process; carbohydrate metabolic process. Gene Ontology annotation, cellular component: extracellular region. Gene Ontology annotation, molecular function: chitinase activity; chitin binding. The transcript has 2 exons. Lineage: Eukaryota; Metazoa; Arthropoda; Insecta; Diptera; Drosophilidae.